This is a messenger RNA of Candidula unifasciata, 2976 nucleotides long. NCBI's taxonomy places the organism in Eukaryota, Metazoa, Mollusca, Gastropoda, Stylommatophora, Geomitridae. The record is from the annotation of a GenBank genome assembly.
AUGUCUGUUGAUGAUGCAGUUGAACAGCUUUGGAAAAUGAAGGCUCGUCGAAGCCGUCAGAGAGAAUUGCGUGAUUUUGAAGAACGAAUGUUACUGGACAACCUUGAAGAAACUAACAGACGAUUGAAAGGUUCACCCCUGCCCAAAAAUCAUCGCAGACAGUUGCAGCUUUCAAAGGACAAGGCCAUUAGAGACAUGCAAAUUCAGUAUGAAAGAGCUCGAGAGAGAAAGUUUUAUGGUGAGCCAAGAAGAAGCUACAGAAAGGAGCCUGACCCAGCUAGAUACAACCCACAGUCUGAUCCCAAAGUCAGGCAACUGGCAGAGAAUCAUGGCCGUCAGAUGGAACAUUUGCAGAGCAGAAACAGAGAUUUGGAGCGACAGAGAGAAGAAAUUAGACGAAGGUUAGAAGGUUUAGGCCGCAGACCAGUCAAAGAUGAUGAUUCAAUGAAUGCAUUACUGCAAGAAUUGAAAGAACAGGAGGCUCGAAAUCAGAGAAUGCUGGAAGAAUUGCGACGAAUCUUAGCAGCUCAGAAUAUUCAUAUUCCGGUGACAGAGACAAAAAAGCAGCAGUACAUCUACCCUAUCUAUUAUGGGAACUCUCUUGUGGCAGAAAUCAUUGCAGUAAGACAAGCUUACCUACAAAAUGGAGGCAAUGAUCCAGACAUUCUUCAGCAGCUGGCUCAGAUGCAAGCAGAAGCUCAAGCAAUAGAUGACUCUCUACGUAACAGACCACCUCCAAAACAGAAAGAUAAGCAGAACGUAAAUCACCACUCUUUAUUGACCUUGGAGCUAGAAAAUGAGCGACUGCAGCGACAACUUUUGCUGUUGCAGGAACAGAACCUGCAAGCCAAGCAUCGGAGGAAAGAUGAUAGAGAAGAUGAACUUGAGAGAGAACUCAGGCGAAUGCAGCAAGAUCAUCUGCGUAAAAUGCACGAGCUGCAGAGAGAAAUUGAAAAGUUGCGUCACGAGAGUAUGCUAUUGAGGAUUCAUGAUCAGCCAUCUAAAAUUAUAGUGCAUCAACCACCACCAGUCCAGAUUACCUCUCCUGCGCCAAUGCCUGUGCAAACCCAGUUUGUGGAAGUUGACCGACUAGCCCCCUAUGACUAUAGUGCUGGAUUUGUCAUUUUCUAUGACUUUGUCCUCAAUCUGGAUCCUCGAAUAGCCGCAAUACGACUUAUAGUGGGGCUGCACAAUAGUCAAGCCAAACUUGGGGAACCAACAAUCCUCCCACUUGUGUACACAGAACCACCUGACAGGCAGUCUGCACACGGUACAGUGAAUGCUGUCAUAGGAGCCAGGCAACCAGUGCCAAGGUGUCCACCUCAACCUGAUCUGGGUAUAGUUGUGGAACUACAGGCAGCAGGAUCUGUGCCAGGCUCAGAACAUGACCAGUCUCGGCUGAUCACCAAGGCAUGGACUAAGAUUCCUUUGUUUGACAGCCAAGAGAGGCUGAUGGCAGGCCGUCAUAGAAUGCCUCUUCGAGCUGUCCCAAUAAAACCAUACAUUCCUAUGGAGGAGCUCAGUUCAGUCCCCCAGUAUGGACAGGCAGAGCUGUACUAUCGCAUCGUGAACAUGCGGGAUGCUCCCAGUCAGUCUAUGGCCACAAUAGCUGCAGUCAAUCAAGACAUGUACCAGAUGGCACCAGUGGGUGGCGUUGUCCUUACCCAGGUGGCUAUUACUCCUCCCCUUCUUUCCACACCCCCACCGGGUUCUCCAAAGGAUUACUCCCAUAAAGUGAGGAAUAUGAACAUGCCCCCGACACAGACCUUGAGUACGACUUCGGACCCGAUUAUCGGCUUCCAAGUCGACCGGGUGAAACACGCAGAGCUUGGUGAGGGAAAAGUCAGACUUACAGCAUACUAUCAUUCUAGUGGGAAGAUUGUCCAGUCAGCCACCAGCCCUGUUACAUGCAGUACAACAUCUGUCCGCUCCAACUUUAAGUUUAACUACCAUGUCUUUGGCCAGCAAGAAGCUUCAUUUCAGGAUGUGAAGAUGGGAGGAGACAUGCUUCUGAUAGUGCGCUUCUAUCUCAGGCGCCAGCUCAGUGCCCAGACAGAUGAUGUAGACCCAGCUGAUGGAGCAGGGCCUCAGUAUGGGGAGGAGACUCUCGUUGCAUGGGCAGCUAUUCCACUAGUGCUGCCCCUGCAGGGAGACCUCUCACCCCGUGACAGAAAAGAAUUCAAUCCUAGCUUCAUGAGAAUCAACACAGGCACACACACACUCAAACUCUUUCAACCCCCUGUCCCAGAACCCACAGACAUUCCGCUGGAUACCCACCACCAUAGGCAGCGGAACUAUAAACGUUAUGGAAAUGCCACCGUGCGAAUACAUAUCUUCCAUGGUCAGCCUCGUCCAGGUUCACUGACACCCAGCGAAUUAAGUGAUGAGGAGGAUAGUGUUUUACCGGAGUUUGCAUGGCUUCCCUUUGAACGAAAAUCUCCACCAGUUGAACCAUUUACAGCAGGUGAUGGAUUUGACAUUUACAUAGAUGGCUGCCGUUUCUUGCCGGAUUCCGUAACCUACUCCAGAGUUGCUGCCAGAAUAUUGGAUCGUAAAUAUGAAGUAUAUGGCAAGGAUAUUUCAACAAGUGUUAAAAUAGACAGUGAGAUUUACAAUCCGGUUUAUGAAUACAAAUCUGAAUUUAGAGAAGCUCAGGUUCCACCAUCUGCCACAUUGCUGUUCAAGGUAUAUACAAUAGACAACUUUUACAGAAAACUGACAGUUGUUGGAUAUGCUUGUCUGAAUGUCUUUGUGGAAUCAGGGACAGAAAGACAACCUCUUGCUGAUAAGGCUGGUUUGCAGGUGUCUCUAAAUGAGGGAGCACACCAGCUUCGAAUAUACAGUCAAGGUCCUAAUGGGGUAGACCCAUUUACAGAAAAGUGUUUAAGAGACACCAAUGUGCGCUACGUUCCUUGUGCCUCGCUUCUUGUUAGACUGACUAAAGUGCCCAAGGGACCCAAAGGAAAACCACUUGAG